GGCAGCACCGGCAGUACCAGCACCCCCGUGUUCGCUGACUGCCCCGACAAUGACGAUGAGCGGGAGAGGCGCCGGCGCCGCCGCUCCAGAGCUGUGGAGUCGUCGCUGGAGCACCUCGGCUCCCCAUCGCCCAGGACCGAUAGCUGGCUGCCGUCGCUCCCCCAUGGACCAACGCGCAGAUGUCGGAGCACUACACCACCUGCAUCAGGCUCUCCGCAGAGAAUAAAAUCACCACCAAGAACGCCUUUGAGCUGCACCUGAUUGAUUACAUGGCCACCUUCCUGAGUCAGGACUCGGAGCACGUCAACUUCCAGUUGGCAGCCAGCAGUCUGGAGGCCGGCGCCAAGAUCUACGCCAUGCGUGUGGAUUCCGUGCACGCCGACACCUUCAGGGUCCUGGACGUCCUGGGCAAGAAGCCAUCCCCUGCCCGGGACUCAGACAGCCCCAAGGAAGACUCCAGCCCAGUCCCUGAGGCCGCCGGGAAGGCUCAGCCAAAGAAGAAGCAAAGGUUCAAAACCAUCGAGGAGAACCUGAGCAACAUCAACGUGCCCGAGGGCAGCCACAGGCCUGAGGUGGAUCCCUUUUUCCAGCGAUCACUCGCCACCUUCAACGAGUGCAACGUUGCCGGCGCUUUCAUGUCAGGGCUGCGCACCCAGGACUUCCAGAGCCGCCUCCUUUUCCCCUCUGAGCUUGUCCCUCUGCCCUCCAAGGAGAACCCAGCCCUUCCCAGCACCCGCCCCAUCACUGUGCCAGGUCUAAAAGACCUGCUGGCCCAGUGCGUGGAAAAACGCCCGAUCUGCUCCUCCCUGGCUGGAUUCCGGUUCACCAAGUGGGAUGAGGAGUCCCACGACAAGUCGGUGUCGGAGCUGCUGGAGAAGUUCCAGAAGAGCAAGCAUGCCUUCGAUCCCAACCUGGAUCAUGACAGCGAGGAGGCCGAGGACUGGGCCCCCUCCCAGCCCGAAUUCCUGCCUGAAUCCCCGGCCGGGGACGGGAGCCAAGAAUUCCAGCCCCAUGGAGACUCCCUGGGCCACAGAAACAGGAGCACUGGAGCCACUGGAGCUCUCCCAGGAGAGGGGGACAUCAGUGCCAUGAGCAAGCACGUGUCCCUGAAUCCCGGGGAAUAUUCCUACUUCAGCCCUCAUGUGCUCUCCAUGUGGGCUGGCCCCGAGCACUGGCGCUUCCAGCCCCGCCAGCCCCCAGCCCCAGGCCUGGAGAAGGAUUCCCGGCAGAAGAUUCCCAAGAAGCCUUUCAAGCUGAAUUUCCAGGAGAAGACUGACUUCCAGGCCCAUUUCCAGGAGACCAAGGCAUCCACAACUUUGGCCAAAUCCACCCUGAAAAGCCAGAACAGACGGAGAACCACGCUCCCUGAAGACUUCAAUUACGACCCCCAGAACCUGAGGCAGCUCUUCCUAAAACCCCAUGUCAAGAUUGACCCGAGCUCGGAUCCAGUGGGAGCCUUGGACAGCGAGGAUGGAAUUGAGGGUUACGACUACAAUAACCCCAACGACACCCUCAACUUCUGCCCUGCCCCGCCGGUCCCUGACAGCGAUGACGAUCCCGAUCCCGCGGAAUUGCCGGACCAGGCGGGGCUGUUGCCGCUCCCGGCUCAUCCCGAGGCUCCGGAGCCCCCCGGGAUCAGCGGCGGGAACGGCCCAGACUGCGGGGAGCUGGAGCUGAUUGCUGAGCCCCGCAAGAUCCCUAAGAUCCCCAUCCAGUACGCCAGGAGAGCCAAUAGGAUGGACAUGAGGAGGCUGAAGACGACCAUGUGGGAGCUGCUGACGGAGCAAGGAGAGGGGGCAGAGGCAGAGCCGAGGGAAGAGGCCGAGGAGCAGGGAGCCGUCGGAGGGACGGACCUGAAGGUGGCUGGAGAGAAAACCCUGAGUGGCGUCUUCAGGGAUCUGCAGCACAGGCUCCCUCCUACCAUGGCUGCCGACCUGUCGGUGCCCUUGGCCUUCCUGUCCCUCCUGCACCUGGCCAACGAGAAGAAUCUGAGUCUGGAGAGCACCGAGGACCUGUCGGAUGUCCUGGUGAGAUCGGAGGACUGACCUGGAGCCACUCCAGAUCCAGCAGGGAAUGCUGAGAAAUCCCAAAAUCCCAAAUCCCUGGGGAGGCUGGGAUUCAGGGAUGUCCUGACUGGACAGAUCUAGCCAGGGUCCAUCAGUUUUUCCCUGGGAUUGGGAAUUCCUGCACUUCACUGUGAACCCAAGCUGCUCUGUGUCCCAGUGUCAAAAAAUUUCCUUUCUGUAUCCCAAAGUUUCCUGUCUGUCCUGAAAUUCUGUCUCCCAAAAUUUCCUUCCCAGUCUGUAAUUCCCAGUUUUUGGACUGACUGUUACUCCUGACCUCCAUUCCCUGGGAUUAUUCCCUUUUGUUACUGUUUUCAAGAAUAAUAAAUUUUGCACAUUUUGGA
This is a messenger RNA of Serinus canaria (Common canary), 2407 nucleotides long. RefSeq names its product non-SMC condensin I complex subunit H (gene NCAPH). The record is from RefSeq and is a predicted model, not a curated record. Gene Ontology annotation, molecular function: chromatin binding. Gene Ontology annotation, cellular component: condensin complex. The coding region runs from base 180 to 2045 and encodes 621 amino acids. The transcript has 17 exons. Lineage: Eukaryota; Metazoa; Chordata; Aves; Passeriformes; Fringillidae. Gene Ontology annotation, biological process: mitotic chromosome condensation.